Molecule: messenger RNA, 1200 nt
Organism: Trypanosoma brucei brucei TREU927
Lineage: Eukaryota; Euglenozoa; Kinetoplastea; Trypanosomatida; Trypanosomatidae
Exons: 1
Coding region: 1-1200 (399 amino acids)
Cellular component (GO): nucleus
Molecular function (GO): protein binding
Source: RefSeq, a predicted model, not a curated record
AUGCUCCAGCAAUUAUCCGCUCACAUGUGCAUAAAUGUCCCCCGUUCUUCUUCAGCGUUCGCCUUUAUUUUGAUCCUGCUUAUAGGUAUCAUGGACCCCUCUCAAGAGGGAGCAGAAUACCUUACUGCCGUAUUCGCAAAACUGGGAGUUCCCUGCAGAGUUGCGAACACAGUAGAGAAGGGGAAACACAUUUUAGCAACGGCCGAUAUGCCGGCACAGUAUAGCGUCUUUGAGGAAGCUCCAGUUGUUUCUUGGCCCUCACAGGGGUAUCUUACCCUUGGUGUUCCUUUCUGUCUGUUCUGUCUUCGCCAGAGAAACAACGCUGAUAUUGCGGAUGAAGGUGAACAUAACUGGAACAGUUGUGCUGGAUGUGGCUCCUUAUUUUGUUCCGAGAGCUGCCUCGCCUCUGCGGAAAUGCCUCACAGGGUCCUAUGCGGUGUGCUACAGGAACUUCGGAAGCGUGAAUGCACUGAUGGUUGUUGUAGGCCUAUCACAAAGGAGUCCUUAGCCAACUGUGUGGCGUGGGUUGUGGGCCGUAUCGCAGGGGCAAUAAAACAGCGACAAUUUAGUGGAAAGCUGCUUGAAGAAAAUCACAGGGAAAACGCCAAUAGUAUAUCUAGGCAACUCUUUCAUGUUGUGACCGCGCCUUUCAAUCGCUUUCUUGACGCCCCAAAAAAUGCUGAGUUCGCUGACGUGGACGCCAACUCUUGGUACGAAGAGAUCGACAAGUUGUUGCGGGAGCCUUGUCGCGCGGUCCUUCUACAGUCCGCCGCUGCACCACCAUCCAUUGGAGCAGAUUGGGCACUCGAGAUCGUUGACGGGUUGUUGCGUCAUGACACGCUCGAGAGGUUCCUUGGAAUAUUAACACUAAAUUCGCAAGGGUUGAAUGGUUUUGUUGCCGUGCCCGGUGCAGCUGGGGAUAUGGAUUCUCCUUCCUUACCCAUUACAUGGGUGCUGAAGGGUGGAGGCAUAUAUUCCUUGCAAUCUGCAUUUAAUCACUCCUGCGUACCCAAUGUCGCGGUGUUGGCAGAGGGUGGUACGCAUGAUAUAACACUGCGUACGCUUCGCGCAAUCAAGAAUGGAGAGGAACUGACCAUCACGUAUAUACCCGUAGAGAACACUACGCGUGCUGAGCGGCAAAUGAAAUUGGAAGGAUAUUUCUUCACAUGCCGGUGUCCUCUUUGUGAAGAGGAAGAGUGA